CUUUCAGAUGCGGACUUUAGGACACUCAUGCGCCAAAUAACUCCUGGAAAAGGUAACGCAAUUCACGACGAAUUCAUAGCAGUUCUCCAAAACGCAACUCAGAGAAAGGGUGGUGAUGAAAAAUUGAUCAAGGACUUUCGAAAGCUUACAAACGACUUCGAUCGGGUGUGUUUUCUCCUGAAGAUCAUAGAAAACCCUAGCAAAGGGAGGGGCGCAAAAUGUUUGGGCUUACCUGGAAGAGGCGAGAUAGAUACCCUGGUUAUUCCGAAAUCUGAUGUAAUAACGUUGAGAUGUCUCCAAUGGUGCUCUACGAAAAUCGAUAAGAAGGAGUAUAAAAAAGCACUUAGUGCAGUCAAUCGAGCCUACUUUUGCGCCGAUUCUAAAAAUGCCAAGUUUAAAGUCUUGCAAACACGAUGCCAGCUAUUCCUUGAAAUGGAGUACUACAGAGAAUGUCUGCGAGAUGCCAUUUCCGCUCUUAAGAAUGAUAUAGCGAAAUUAAAGAAUGAGCUUAACGAUCUAUCCAAUUACAAAGAAAAAGACAUUUGCCAUCACCCCGAACCCGCUGAAAGUUUAAUUGAAAACUCUGGUAAAAUCAAUAAAAUGGAAAAAUUGGAACAAAGAAAUGAUUCUUUUGAAAGUCCAUUCCAGUUAGUAUCAGCUAAAGAAGGCGUUCUCCGACCAAAAAAUACAAACUCCAAUCGAGGAUGGUCAUUAGAGGCAACACGAAAUGUGUCAAUUGGAGAGGUCCUCUUGACGGAAAAGCCCUAUGCAUCUAUUUUGGGUCGUGCCUAUACCAAAUACUGUUACUGCUGCUACAAACGGUGCUUGAAUAUUCGUCCAUGUGAAGGAUGCACCAUUGUGGGAUUUUGUAGUAAGAAGUGUGCUGACCAAGCCAUGAAUCCCAAUCGUUCGUUGUCCGACGGGGGAUCGGGUAGACACAUAUAUGACUGCAGAGGAAUACUGCCUUGUCUAACCGUGUGUCACAAUACUGAUAUCCCAAGACCUGGACAAAACUUUUCACACUUAGCAUACACUUGUGCUGCAAACACACCGCCUGACGUGCUCCUGAAUUACCUUUACUCCAUUGAUCCGGUGAAGAGAGGUCGGAGACAUCAAUGUUUUACGAAUGAUUUCGAUGCUCGUGGUGACCCACCCGCAGUAUUUGACCCUUUCGACUACUCCUCACUCGAGUGGCUAGAUGCUAGGCACAACAAUGAAUUGUUUUGGAACUUUGCAAUUAAUGCCAUUUUUUUAACCUACUGUCUCUGGCUGUCUGGUUAUCCAAUGAAGUGGUUUGAUGAAGCAAAAAGGGAGUUCUAUAAAAAACCCUCUCAAGUCGACCGCCCAGAUUACCUACCGGCUAGUUGGAUUGUGGCUAGUAUGAUGUAUUACCUUAAAGUUGCUUAUCUGAAUGCAUUGGAUUACACUGAAUACCUCGAAUCCCCAAGCGCAGAGUUGAAUUCAAAUAGAAAUUGGUUGGGACUUUGCAUUUAUCCAACAAUCUCUCUAAUCAAUCACUCCUGCAAUCCCAAUGCUUGUCUGGUGUCUACUGCCAACGGUGGCGCAUUCCUCUACGCAUUGCGCCCUAUGGAAAAGAAUGAGGAGGUUACCAUAUGUUACCAAUAUUAUUAUUUCUCCAGAUCAAGCUCACUUCGAAUAGGUACUAUUUUUACGCGUUACUUAUUCGACUGCAAUUGUGAAGCAUGUAGUGAUCCUUGGGACACAGGCCAUGAGACAGAAAUUCUAAAAUGUCCAUCCUGUGGUGGCGAAUUUCUGAUUUUGGAGGAUAAAUGUAGCCAUUGCAAUGAUGAAAGCGGAUAUGUUCUAUUUCAACGUAUAAUACACGAGAAGAUACCUUUUAUUUGGAAUUGUCUGGCACUAGAAUCUUGUGGCAUGGAGAGUGUAGUUGAGGCUCUCUCUCUAUUGAAGGAAGUUCAGGAUUUGAUCCUUUCCCCAAGCCCGACUGUUUCUUGUGCUACUAGUCUUUGUAUGCAAGUAAUUGAUCGAGCAAUGGGAAUAAGAACCGUUGAUAAUACGAUAACGGAUCAACUGACCUAUUCUACAGAAUUUGGGAUUGCUUGUGACAGCGAUGACCCUGAGUCAGACACCCACAGCCCAAAUAAUUGUGAGGUAUUCCGCUUGUCUUUUUUGAAUAUGUUGUUGAGAGCAACUUUCCAAACAAAUGCGAUAUAA
This is a messenger RNA of Rodentolepis nana, 2193 nucleotides long. The record is from the annotation of a GenBank genome assembly. Lineage: Eukaryota; Metazoa; Platyhelminthes; Cestoda; Cyclophyllidea; Hymenolepididae.